Molecule: messenger RNA, 1749 nt
Organism: Peniophora sp. CBMAI 1063
Lineage: Eukaryota; Fungi; Basidiomycota; Agaricomycetes; Russulales; Peniophoraceae
Source: the annotation of a GenBank genome assembly
AUGUACGUGGGGCUGUAUGCAAUCCUCUUCUGGAUGCGGCCGCGCGCGGCUACUGCGACGACGAACUUCACGGUUCCUUCGACAUGGCAGGGUACCGAUUCGAACAUGAGCCGCAGCGCGCGUGAAGGACUCGCGAACAGUGCAGCUGCAGCCCUCGUGUCUCUGGCCAACCCUAGCAGUGAGAGCCCAUAUUACAAUUGGAUUGAGAAUCAUGCUAGUGCAUUCGCCGUUCUCUCUCUACAGGACUACUACAGUGGCAACACAACAUGGGCCGACGUCGUUACAAACGGCAUCCAGGCCUUCAACAAGCAGUACGGCCUCUACGGCAACCCUCAGUUCGCUAGCGACGCUAUCUACUGGGGGCUUGUCUUCUUCUACGCGUACAGGACCUACCAGCAAGACGUGCUGCUUGACCUCGCAAUAUCUGCAUACGAGACGACAUACGACGCUACCUUUAUCACCGAGGCUGCGGCCGCUAGUGACACUGGUGCUGGGCGGGAUGUAUCCUUUGCUGGUUGCACCGACGCAACCGUGGCCGGUGGCGUGUUUUAUCUCGUGGGCAACCGCACAGACACCUACGUAAACGGGGAGUCGGUCUCGCCGUUCUUGACCCUCUCCGCGUACUUGUACGAACAUACCAAGAAUGCAACGUACGCUCAAGCGGCUCGGCUAUCUUUGGACUUCGUCCUCAAUCAUAUGUGGAAUGGGACCAUCGUCUACGAUGCAUUCGACACACACGCCUGUGCAGUGAAUGAUCCUAUAGGCCUCUUGACAUCAGAUCAAGGCUGGUUCAUCGAGGGCUUAUCUGUAUGGGCGAACAUCACGAACAAUCAGACGUUGACGAACAUCUUGGAAGCAAUCGUGUCAAACGCUACAACACGUUCUGACUGGUCUCUGCCGAACGGUGUCAUAGUCGAGUCACCCGGGCCUAACAACGACCACGUAACGCUCAAAGGGAUCUUCAUCCGCGCACUUGCAGAAGCCCGCGCGCGCAAUCCCAGCACUGAUCUCGCACAGUACAUCGAAGCGUAUGCCUUAGUUCAGUUCAACUCUAUUCUAGAGAACGCUCGAUCGCCAGCACCGAAUGACAGCUUUUACAGCAUAACAUGGUUCGGUCAACCUUACCAAUUACCCAGCGCGAUCGCGAACAUAGCGGCCAUAGACGUUCUUAAUACCGCCUUCAGCUUUGUUGCACCGUCUAACUCAUCUGCUGGAAACGCGACCUCUACUGUCAGUGCAGAGCCGAGUGCGACAAGCACAAGUGGUCCUUCCCAACACUCAGAUCAUUCGCAAGCGGGGUCAAUCGCCGGUGGCGUUGUGGGGGGUGUCGUUGCCAUAUUCGUCGUUGCAAUGGUGUUGAUCAUCGCGCUUCGUCGUCGAGCCCGCACAAGGGAUGAUGGCGUUGUUGAGAGUAAGGCAAAUGAUACAGGCGUGGGGAACGGUAUCGAGCCGUUUAACCUCCCUGCGUCUGACACCGGUGUUCCAUCGAAAUGGCACCGUUACUACUCGUCUGAUCAUGGGCAAGGUGUGGGUACGGGUGCUAUCACGACGUUCUCUCCAUCAGGAGAUAUACAUUCCGACCGCAACGAGCAAGGGCUUGUCGGUCUCGCGGCGGAUGACAGUACACGGGUCCAGGAGACGAACACCGAGUCGGACGAGCAUCUCAUCGCGGAGAUACCAACGUUGGUUCAACGAUUGAACACUCUGUGGCAGCGUCGCGGAGACGUUCCGCCUGCGUACGAGGGCUGA